UGGCAGCAUUAGGAAGUUUGAGAACCACUGCUUUAAUGUCAACCACACUGAGUUCAAGACAGCAUUAUGCUAUAUUAUUUUGCUCAUUUAAUCAUUUCCAUACAUUUUUUCAUUCAACCAAUACUGUCCAUUGUGUAUAAAAUGCCCAACAAAUGUUUGCUGGAUAUAUACAAUUCUAAAUCAUUGGGCUUUAAUGAAUGAGUCAUUAAACCCCCCAGGUCUUCCACUUAAAUUAUAAAAAAAGUAAUUGUAUUUAUUUCUGGUUGUGUUCCAGAUCAUUAAUAAUCAUCUGUAAUAUGAUAAUCCUGUUUCAUCAGUUAUCAGAUAACAAAGUCUAUUUCUGAAUUAAAUCAUUUUGCCAAUCUGUAAAUUUAAUUAUACAAUCAAAUGUGAAUGAGUCUGUUGAUUCUAAGAAAGAUUGCAAUGCUCUAGGUAGUCUUCAUUACACAAUUCCCACUUAGAGGCAAGACUGUGCAGGUAUCUUUUCCUUAAGUUCCUGUAUUUUCAUGGGAUGUCUAAGAGAACAAAGUACACGCGGAAGGGAGUAAAAGCUGGUAGGAAGUUCCCCAAGUCUGGGUAAGUGCUUUUUCUCUACAAUUAACUCCAGCUGAGUUAUGGUGGUCACUUUGCUUCUCGGCUUCUCAUUAUUGGCCAAGCCACUCCCAGGAAAAGAAAUGGUUAUGGAAACAUGGUUUUGCAAGGGAUGCCUUUACCCUGGACUCAGCACCACCUGUUUUCCAAUCAGAGCCGAGUACUGCGUUCCUCCUGUCUUCCUGUUUCAUUAGAGACCAAUACAUGCCAGCAAAUUUAACUGAUUCCAACGGUAAAGACAGGAAUAAUAAACACCAUCUAUAUUGCUUUACAAUCUACACUUCAGUCAUUAUUUCAAGCGAGAUUUUUUUUUUUUGUUCGUUUUUGUUUUUUUGCAGUUUUUGGCCGGGGCUGGGUUUGAGCCUGCCAUCUCCGGCAUACGGGGUCGGCGCCCUACUCCGUUGAGCCACAGGCGCCGCCCUCUUUUUUUUUUUUUUUUUAGAGACAGAGUCUCACUUUAUCGCCCUUGGUAGAGUGCGCUGGCGUCACAGCUCACAGCAAUCUCCAACUCCUGGGUUUUAGGCGAUUCUCUUGCCUCAGCCUCACGAGUAGCUGAGACUACAGGUGCCCGCCACAAUGCCUGGCUAUUUUUUUGCUGCGGUUUGGCCGGGGCCGGGUUUGAACCCGCCACCUUAGGUAUAUGGGGCCGGCGUCCUCCUCACUGAGCCACAGGCGCCGCCCUCAAGCAAGCUUUUCAACAGCUCUGUGAAAUAGGUAUUAUUUCUACUUCAGAGAAGACAGCUCAUGAGCUACAGGGACCGUGAUCCAGGGCUUAUACUCAAAUCCGGAACGCGACACAACUCCGAAGCUUUCGAGAACGAGCCACGCCACUGCUACUGCCAACACUUUCCCACCUGCUUGGAGUCCAGGCAGCGGUUACCUUCUUGAACUGCCAUUUGAGCGGUAAUCAGCCGCCAUUCACCUGCUUUCCCCAAACCAGGAAAACAUCCGGGGCGCAAGUGCGCGUUGAGCCUUUCCCUGUCCCGAAGCUCAGUACGUACAGGGCGAGGCCCAAGUCCUCUUACCCCAAGGGUUACCCAAGAACCUGUACUGAGUAUUGUUUGGCUGACUAGGAUUCCCAAUGCCCGCCCAAAUUCAGCCCUCACCAAAGUUCCCAUCCGCGAUCUCACCAGCCCCUGCCCUCACAGGCCGCUCUAGCCCCGCGCGUAGCCCGCAAGCUCAUUGCUCCCGUUUGACGUCAUCAGCCGGCGCCGCAGCGCAGUAGCGGGCACGCGCAACCGAGAAGAUGUCUCCGACGCCGCCGCUCUUUAGUUUGCCCGAAGCGCGGACGCGGUUUACGAAGUCUACCAGAGAGGCCUUGAACAACAAAAAUAUCAAGCCAUUACUGAGUACCUUCAGCCAAUUACCUGGCAGUGAAAAUGAAAAAAAAUGUACCCUUGAUCAAGCUUUCAGAGGUGUUCUAGAAGAAGAAAUUAUAAAUCAUUCAUCAUGUGAAAACGUUUUAGCUAUUAUUUCUCUUGCUAUUGGGGGAGUAACUGAAGGUAUUUGUACCGCAUCUACGCCUUUUGUAUUGUUGGGAGAUGUUUUGGAUUGUCUUCCUUUGGAUCAAUGUGAUACAAUAUUCACUUUUGUGGAAAAAAAUGUUGCUACUUGGAAAUCAAAUACAUUCUAUUCUGCUGGGAAAAAUUAUUUACUACGUAUGUGCAAUGAUCUCCUACGAAGAUUAUCUAAAUCCCAGAAUACAGUCUUCUGUGGACGAAUUCAGCUCUUUUUGGCCAGGCUUUUCCCUCUAUCUGAGAAAUCAGGUCUUAACUUGCAGAGUCAGUUUAAUCUGGAAAAUGUCACUGUUUUCAAUACCAAUGAGCAGGAAAGCACACUGGGUCAAAAGCACACUGAGGAUAGAGAAGAAGGAAUGGAUGUAGAAGAAGGGGAAAUGGGAGAUGAUGAAGCUCCAACAACUUGCUCCAUUCCAAUUGAUUACAACCUAUAUCGAAAAUUCUGGUCACUUCAGGAUUACUUUAGGAACCCUGUGCAGUGCUAUGAGAAGAUUUCGUGGAAAACUUUUCUUAAGUAUUCUGAGGAAGUUUUGGCUGUUUUUAAAAGUUAUAAAUUAGACGAUACUCAGGCCUCAAGAAAAAAGAUGGAAGAACUGAAAACAGGAGGAGAGCAUGUAUAUUUUGCAAAAUUUUUAACAAGUGAAAAGUUGAUGGAUUUACAGCUGAGUGACAGUAACUUUCGUCGACACAUCCUGUUGCAGUAUCUCAUUUUAUUCCAGUAUCUCAAGGGGCAAGUCAAAUUCAAAAGUUCAAACUAUGUUUUAACUGACGAACAGUCACUUUGGAUUGAAGAUACCACAAAAUCAGUGUAUCAACUACUAUCUGAAAACCCCCCUGAUGGAGAAAGAUUUUCAAAGAUGGUAGAGCAUAUAUUAAACACUGAAGAAAACUGGAACUCAUGGAAAAAUGAAGGCUGCCCAAGUUUUGUGAAAGAAAGAGCAUCAGAUACCAAGCCUACAAGAGUCGUACGGAAGAGAACAGCACCAGAGGACUUCCUAGGGAAAGGGCCCAGCAAAAAACUUCUGAUGGGAAAUGAGGAGUUAACAAGGCUUUGGAAUCUCUGUCCUGACAAUAUGGAAGCCUGUAAAUCAGAGACAAGGGAAUACAUGCCAACUUUGGAGGAGUUCUUUGAAGAAGCCAUUGAACAGGCAGACCCUGAAAACAUGGUUGAAAAUGAAUAUAAGGCUGUGAACAAUUCAAAUUAUGGUUGGAGAGCCCUGAGGCUUUUAGCACGGAGAAGCCCUCACUUCUUCCAGCCAACUAAUCAGCAGUUUAAAAGUUUGCCAGAGUAUCUUGAAAACAUGGUAAUAAAGCUAGCCAAGGAAUUACCACCUCCUUCUGAAGAAAUAAAAACAGGUGAGGAUGAAGAUGAGGAAGACAAUGAUGCUUUACUGAAAGAACAUGAAAGUCCUGAUGUUCGGCGAGACAAACCUGUAACAGGGGAACAGAUAGAAGUUUUUGCCAACAAGCUUGGUGAACAUUGGAAGAUUCUGGCUCCCUAUUUGGAAAUGAAAGACUCAGAAAUUAGGCAGAUUGAGUGUGAUAGUGAAGACAUGAAGAUGAGAGCUAAGCAGCUCCUAGUUGCCUGGCAAGAUCAAGAAGGAGUACAUGCAACACCCGAGAAUCUGAUCAGUGCACUGAAUAAGUCUGGACUAAAUGACCUUGCAGAAAGUCUAACUAAUGACAAUGAGACAAAUAGUUAGCUUCUUUCUUUCUUUUUUUUUUAUUAAAACUGUGAUAAGAUUUUGUUACCAAGCAGCAUUUGAUAAGAGGUCCACUGGUUUUGGUAAACAAUAAACAUUUUUAUAACA
Messenger RNA from Nycticebus coucang (slow loris), 3919 nucleotides. RefSeq names its product THO complex subunit 1 (gene THOC1). Bases 1838 to 3811 code for a protein of 657 amino acids. The record is from RefSeq and is a predicted model, not a curated record. Lineage: Eukaryota; Metazoa; Chordata; Mammalia; Primates; Lorisidae. Gene Ontology annotation, molecular function: protein binding. The transcript has 21 exons. Gene Ontology annotation, cellular component: THO complex part of transcription export complex. Gene Ontology annotation, biological process: regulation of DNA-templated transcription elongation; mRNA export from nucleus; signal transduction.